Messenger RNA from Fusarium sp. VM40, 915 nucleotides. The record is from the annotation of a GenBank genome assembly. Lineage: Eukaryota; Fungi; Ascomycota; Sordariomycetes; Hypocreales; Nectriaceae.
AUGCACAAUGAAUCUUUCAUUACCAACGAUGGCUGUAAAAUCGCCUUCCAAUCCUCUCUGCCACUAAGUGCUAUUGUGGGGGCAGCACCAAAGAAAUGUGUAAUGCUCAUGCAUGGCUUCAGCGGCUCUAGCGACUAUUUUGUCCGCAACUUUGGGCCCCUGAGCGAACAUCUUUGGGUAGUUGCCCCGGAUAUGCGCGGCCACGGAGACUCUGACCGAACGCGUGGUGGUUAUCAUGUUGCUCGCCUAGCAGCCGACCUCGCAGAUCUUGUUACCCAUCUUCGCAGGACGGCACCUGAGGUCAUCAUCGUGCCUGUCGGAUGUUCCAUCGGAGCUGCAGUUCUCUGGACCUACGUCGAGCUGUUUAAGAACGACUUUGCAGGACUUGUCUUUGUUGAUCAGGCACCCUUGCAGGAUCGAUCGCCGUUCGAUGGAUGGGAUGAAUCGAAGGCACACACUGGAUGUUACGACGAGAAAACGUUGCUUGCAGCGCAACACAGUUGGAUUCACGACUCAAAGGCAGCACAUGUGGAUCUAGCAAUAGGAUGUCUGGGCUACCGACACGCCCCGAAGCAUGAAGACAGAGUUCCAGCAGAGGAGCAGGCGAAGGACGAAGCCCUUUUCACGGAGAUCAGUGCCCGCUGCGACCAAAGUUGGCUUGCAAGAUUGCUAGCAGAUCACACUCGCUACGAUCAUCGAGAAGCUAUCGAAACCAUCACAGUUCCCACGUUGGUUAUGGCUGGUCGACGAUCAAGCUGCUUCCCGCUCGAGGGAAUGCUCGAGACCGUGAAACGCGUCGAGAAGUCGAGGCCAGAUCUAGCAAGAUCAUCAGUUUUCGAGUCCGGACACUGGCUGUUUUACGAAGAGCCCGAGAAGUUCAACAAGGAAAUUAUUGACUUCGUUGACUCAUGUUAG